Molecule: messenger RNA, 1599 nt
Organism: Eremomyces bilateralis CBS 781.70
Lineage: Eukaryota; Fungi; Ascomycota; Dothideomycetes; Eremomycetales; Eremomycetaceae
Product: cysteine proteinase
Exons: 7
Coding region: 1-1599 (532 amino acids)
Biological process (GO): protein K48-linked deubiquitination
Cellular component (GO): nucleus
Molecular function (GO): cysteine-type deubiquitinase activity; ubiquitin binding
Source: RefSeq, a predicted model, not a curated record
AUGGCAUUCGAGCCCUCCCAAGAGGAGAUGGCUGAAAUGCAGAAGCUCUCGAACGACUAUGAACCCGAAGUCACGGGUCCACUCGUCAGUGAGCUGCUACCGAGCAGUGCGAUAACCACCGAAUACGCAAAUGCCGACCCGGUGUAUCAGAGGAAGACGGCGGCCCUACCGCACAAAUAUUCGCACUAUCGGACAUGCAGAGGGGACGGACAUUGCGGAUGGAGAGCUGUUGCAUUUAGCUACUAUGAAGCACUCUAUAACACCGGCAACAAGAGCAAGUUCUACUCCGAAGAAGCGCGACUACGUUCCCUGGGGAAUCUUUUGAACCAAGUUGGCUUUCCGGAACACCUCUACGAAGACUUUGCGAUUGAAGCAUUCCAACUGCUGCAAGAGACGGCGGUGGCCAUGGAGAACAACGAUGGUGGUGCGAAAUUAUUGGCCGCCUUUAACGAUGAGUCUCUAUCCAUGAGUAUCAUCACCUAUCUGAAGCUUCUUACUAGCGCGUAUAUCCAAACCCAUCCGGACGAGUAUUCCCCCUACAUGAACCAUGGGCAGAGUGUUCAGAAUUACUGCCAAUCCUCAAUUGAGCCGGUCAUGUCUGAAAUUGAACACGUUGGCAUGAGCGCACUUGUCGAGGUGCUUGUCAAACCAGCCGGCAUGGCAAUGGAGAUCCUCUAUCUGGAUCGCAGCCAAGGAGAGGAAGUCAACACGUACCGAUGGGACCCCGUGGAUGGCACAGGUAUCACAGUGUCUGAUCCGUCGACAUUGCGUUUACUCUACAGGCCCGGACACUACGACAUCCUGUACAAGAUGGAGCCUCUACCUCAAAGCGCCAUCGCCCAACCCCAACAGCAACCCCCUGUCUUCGUCGCCCUUGCCAACGCCAUCGACUCCCACAUUCCCCAAACGAUCGGGUUCUCAGACUACGCCAUUCCCGGCCUUUCCUUCGUCUCUCCACCCUCGCUCGGUUGGUCUUCGAUGACCACAUCCACACCUCUCUACCCAUCGGCUCAAUCUCCUUGCUACGACUUCGCACCCACCGCAACCCCAAUCGCUGCCAUCCCGGCGCCUGCACCGUCUUCCAACCUGGUGUCAAUGCCACAACAUCAUGCAAACAGCAGCGGGAGCUCCGCCGAGGUCGGCAGCCACGUGCAUACUCACGGACACUCGGAGAUCCAUGCCGACCUCAACGCCCAUGGCUCAACACACACUCACGCACUGGCCCACUCGCAAUCGCACUCUUCCCACCCCCACACCACUACUUACGCGCACACGCCCGCAACGAUGGCGCUACCGCCCGAUUUCUUAGUGUCCGGCAUGCAACCCGAGAUCCCGCAAACCCCGCCUGUCGGCCUAUCGUUGGGUACCCCAUCAGGUCUAGCGAUUGACCGCGGAGGACCGUUCAGACCCUCGGCCUGGGAGCUAAAGCCAAACUUUUCUGCGGCAGGGUUGGGCGGUGUGCCACUCCAAACGGCAAUUUUCAGAAAUUCACAUUACAACACCGCCCACUUCAACAACCCAGACUUCCAACCGGAAGAAUGGAGCCCCGAGACGGAACUCCCUGUCCACGAACGGCCUCGCAAAAAAUCAGCGCAUUAG